CGUCUUAUAGUUGUGGUGCGACCCACCACGCGUCGUAUUGUGACCGGUGCGGCUGUUAGUGAUGAACACCGAGCGCUUGACUGCCUCCCUCGCCGGCAAGAGCUGCAGCAUGCAGGCUCAGUGCAACGCUAGCGAACGCGUCCAAGCCGGCAUGAACCGGUGUAAUUCGUUGACUGCGUAACGCAAACGACUCGCCGGUGCAAUGCUUUGGCUCGCGACGCUCGCGGCAACACCCUUAAUCUCAGAGCAUCGCUUCGGGCAGCUCUGCCGCGCGGCUGUCGCGUGUAAGCGGCCAGUCGAACUCCGUGGCCGACGCGUCGCGCUCACCGAGGCGCUCCGCGUGCAACGGCAGGAUGAGCUCACCAUCUGCGGACCCGGUUGCAUCGACGGCAGCGGUCACAGCGUCGUCCAGGUCGAGGGAACCGGUCCGGGUCUAAAGCUCAUCGAUCUGGACCUGCACCAUAUAUCUGCACCUGAUCGCGCCGAGAAGCGCUCGCUUGGCGCCUGCAUAUUCGCCAGAGGCCGCGGCGCGAUCCGUCUCGAGCGCUGCCGCGUGACGAGCGAGGCCGGCUUCGGGCUCUGGCUGGUGCAGCGGUCGCGAGCGGUACUGAAAGAGUGCGAGGUCGUCGACCCGGGCCGGACGGCGGUCGCCGUGUUUAAUGUUGCCAAGGUCGACGUUUCGUCGUCAACGAUAACGGGCGGAGACCCCCACGGCGUCUGCGCGCGGGGCGAGGCGUACGUGGCGAUACGCGACUCGCGCGUCGUCGGCGCCGCAGACCGGGCCUGCUACGCGUACAUGUCCGCGCGAUUGGACCUGGCGCGAACGGAGGUCUCCGCAAACGACGCGACAGCCGCGGCCAUCCAGGUCGAGGCGCUGCGGCCCGGCGACGCGGCGAGGCUCGUGCUCGACGACGUGGUCGUCUCCGAAGCAACGCGCGGCCGUGGCGUCUCCGUCGCCGGCAAGGUCGCGGUGACGCUUGAGGGCGUGAACGAGCUCCGCGGGCCGAUCGACUCCGCGCCGGCCGUGUUAAGGGAACUGUACUUGUAAAC
Molecule: messenger RNA, 1050 nt
Organism: Pelagomonas calceolata
Lineage: Eukaryota; Pelagophyceae; Pelagomonadales; Pelagomonadaceae
Source: the annotation of a GenBank genome assembly